Cervus elaphus (red deer) is the source of this 1529-nucleotide messenger RNA. It is a transcript of the gene MND1, whose product is annotated as meiotic nuclear divisions 1. Gene Ontology annotation, cellular component: nucleus. Gene Ontology annotation, molecular function: double-stranded DNA binding. The record is from RefSeq and is a predicted model, not a curated record. Gene Ontology annotation, biological process: reciprocal meiotic recombination. Bases 257 to 829 code for a protein of 190 amino acids. Lineage: Eukaryota; Metazoa; Chordata; Mammalia; Artiodactyla; Cervidae. The transcript has 8 exons.
UGUUGGCCAGCCUCUAGGGCGCGGACGGGCGGGACCAAGCAGGCCCCGCCCCAGAGUAGGCCCCGCCCACCGACCGGCAGCUCGCCGCCGCCGCCAGGGGUCGCUGCGCGCCGCAGGAGCGAGGGCUGGUCUUUCUGCCCCUCCCCUCGCUGCUCCGCCCGCGGAGCGGUGUCGGCGCCAAAAUCAAACCCGCCCGAGCCGGCCCCGCCCCUCGCCGCGUGCCGGCGCCGCCACCGGAAGACGAGCCGCCGGCGCCAUGUCGAAGAAAAAAGGACUAAGUGCAGAGGAAAAGAGAACCCGCAUGAUGGAAAUAUUUUUUGAGACGAAAGAUGUAUUUCAACUAAAAGAUAUGGAGAAGAUUGCUCCCAAAGAAAAAGGCAUUACUGCUAUGUCAGUAAAAGAAGUCCUUCAAAGCUUGGUUGAUGAUGGUAUGGUUGACUGUGAGAGAAUUGGAACAUCUAAUUAUUAUUGGGCUUUCCCAAGUAAAGCUCUUCACGCCAGGAAACGUAAGUUGGAGGUUCUGGAUUCUCAGUUAUCUGAGGGAAACCAAAAGUAUGCAAACCUACAGAAAAGCAUCCAGAAAGCUAAAAUCGGCAGACAUGAAACAGAAGAGCGAACUAUGCUGGCAAAAGAGCUUUCUUCUCUUCGAGACCAAAGGGAACAGCUAAAGGCUGAAGUAGAAAAAUACAGAGAAUGUGACCCACAAGUUGUGGAAGAAAUACGUCAAGCAAAUCAGGUGGCCAAAGAAGCUGCUAACAGAUGGACUGGAGUUCUUGACAAGAGAAAAAAAGAAGCUCUUUUGUUUUGUACUCAAGAAGACUAUUCAUGAAGAACUCUACAUGCUCUACAAAGACUAUAAGUAAUGUAAGAUAGAGCUGAGUUUUAUAGAAAAGAAGGGGAAGGGUAAUGGCUUUGAGGACUUUUUAAAUUGCUUUUUCAAUGGGUUUUCAGAAAUGGAUUCUAAGUAAUUUUUUAUUGAAACAAUUUGUAAAAAAAAAAAUGUGCUGGGACUCUAUUAUCAAAAACAGAUUUGUAAAAAUUAACUGCCUUUUAGCUGAAAUUUAUUAAUUAGAAAGAAAAUUUGUAAUUAAUGCUCAGGUAUCUUUAGGUUAAAGAUUAGCUUUUAAAGGUUAAAUGCCAAAUGCUUUCUGAAAACCUCCCUAAAAUGUGCCUCACCGAUGUGGAGACUGGGUUUGAUGCAGGAAGGGCGGGUUACUUUGCACGCCCUCACCUGGAAGGCAUUGUGUUUCUCAUAGCAUUUGGAAAAGUAACUACGGGAACUUUUUGCACAUUUAAAUUGAGCAGAUAUGUCAUUUUUUCCUGUCCAGUUGUGGUUGUUACCGUGUUUAGGUCAACUUACUUUUGACUUACAUGCGUUUCCUGUGUUGUGUGAGCUCUGGGGACCCACACCUGACUGAGUUUAACUUUCUUAUUAGCAAGUUUCCAUCAGAGCAGAUUUGGUUUGAUUCUGAGGUCAACUGGAACAAAUACUUUGCUUUUAAGGACGCUAAUAAAAUCAGUUUAUAUUU